AACUCAUCAAAGACGUACUAACCGCUGCCAAUGCCUACCAAACCCUCAGACUUCAAGUACCGGCAAGGAGACGGUGUCCAUGCUACUCUGCGCAUAGUUCAAGAAGCGAUCGCCCAAGCUCAAUCCGAUUUGCAAGAGAUUCGCCAACAACGAGCCGAGCUCAAGAAGCAAUUGAUGAGCAUGCCCAAGACCGCGAAGGGCCGGACUCAAAUGGCCGCUUUCAUCGACAAAUUGCAUCGCAAGAAGGAAGCUUACAAAAAAGACUUGGUGGAAAUGCGAGAGUACAGGAUGAUCCUCGACAGCUAUGACGAAAACUACGAUACCGAGAGAGCGCUUGGAAAGGGGAGGGCCAUCGUCUACGAGAGGCGGGUCAGAGAGUGGCAGAAGCGCGUCGCGAGGGAGGCUUGAACGAGAAUGACCCGUCGAACAAUAUCGGCUGCGAAGCGUGAACGAAUGUGUCGGAGAGAGGCCCGAAUGGGACGGGUGUGUGGCUCUUUUCGAUCAGUCGACACAUUCGCUUCGCGCCAUAUCAACGAUCAACGCAUCAUGAAGACAUUCGCUACGAACAACUCCGGCGUCCGGAUCCUUCUCCGCUCGCUCGCAUGCAUACAAUGAUGCGUGUGAACAGACCAGCCAAAUGCGCGAUAGAUGAACUGGAUCUCGAUUGCAUCUAUGACAUGCACAUCAUCAAACGACAUGCGAAUAAUAGGCCAAAAGCGAUCUACUCAA
This is a messenger RNA of Cercospora beticola, 729 nucleotides long. RefSeq lists its product as uncharacterized. NCBI's taxonomy places the organism in Eukaryota, Fungi, Ascomycota, Dothideomycetes, Mycosphaerellales, Mycosphaerellaceae. The record is from RefSeq and is a predicted model, not a curated record.